Molecule: messenger RNA, 5088 nt
Organism: Hypomesus transpacificus
Lineage: Eukaryota; Metazoa; Chordata; Actinopteri; Osmeriformes; Osmeridae
Gene: kansl1b
Product: KAT8 regulatory NSL complex subunit 1b
Exons: 14
Coding region: 586-3792 (1068 amino acids)
Cellular component (GO): NSL complex
Molecular function (GO): histone acetyltransferase binding
Source: RefSeq, a predicted model, not a curated record
CUCCCGCCGGCCGCAAAGACGUUCUACGGCUCUGUUUGUCAGACCUGAAAUUCGAGAGAGAGGACCGAGCCGCCAUUUUCCGUGUGACGCUCUCCCUGAAACGGCAACGAGAAUAACGGAUUAACGGGGGAAUUGCAUAUAAACCUGACAACAAAAAUCAUCUCGGAAUAAGAGACGAACAAUUUGAGGAUAUUUGGAAAUAGAACCGGUGUGAAAAUCUACUAGAUUUGCACCGCAUCUCUAAUUACGGAGAGCAGGCUGACGCGGUUCCUGAACUAUUCGUUGUUUCGCCCAUUUCGUGAUUCCGGGAGCAAUACUGGCUUCAGAAUUAGAGCGCACUCUUCGGGUUUUGUGAAUAGGCGGUCUUGCAACAAAUGAUUUUUUUCUUUUUUAAUGCACCUUGAUCGCACACACGAUUACCUAUCCGCGGCGGGGAUUUAAUUCUACAAUUUCCCCGGACUUGGGUUCUCAUCACGUGGUGUUCCCUCUCCCAGGCCUCAGGAGGAGCAGCAGUGGGCUGGUGUGGUGGAGCUGGCCUCAGGCCCGGGCGAGGCCCCCUGCUGGCCGGCCCCCUCCCCGCGCUGCAUGGCUGCCAUGGCGCCAGCUCUGACCGACGCGCCCAACGAAGCAGCCCACCGCAUCCGCUUCAAACUGGCCCAGCCCUCCUCCGCCCUCUCCCCCAGCGCCAUGGAGACCAGCCAGGACUCCGACAACAUCAGCCCCCGAGGGGCAGGGCGUGGCAGGAGGGCGGAGGAAGCAGGGAGGGGCGUAGGGAAACUGCAGCCAUUGGUGGCCUCCUACCUCUGCUCUGAUGUCACACCUGUGCCGUCGUCCAAGUUGCAGGCCCUGUUGCCCAGCCUGCUGCCCGCCCCUGGACCCCCCAGGAGAUCCAUACACACCCCGGCCCAGCCCCCCCUCAACGGCCAGGCCAAGAAGCAGGGUAGGAACCUGGGCCCCACCCUGAACGGAGGCUCCUCCCCCCUCCCCUCCCAGACCACCACAGCCUCUACAGAGCACGCUCCCUUCGGAGGAGGGGCGGAGCCCCAGACUGGAGUGUCCUCAGAUCCAGCACCUUGUCUUAAACGGCGGUCUCCCCCGGCGACCGCCGCCACGCCCUCCAACUGCCCGCACAGCGAGCCUUCGGACCGACCUCCGUCGCUAACCCAGGACUACUCCUCCCCCUCUACCACCGUGACUGGGCAGGAAGGUGUCGGGAACAAUCUGGGGGCUGGAGGAGGCACGGAGACCCCUCUCCAGCUGGUGACCGGCGGCCCGGUGAGCAGCCAGGACGGCCUGGGUGCCGGGGAGGUGGAAGUGGGGCCGGAGGGGCUGGUCCAGGGCUCUGUUUGGCUGCAGGAGCGAGCCCAGCAGAGCCAGGGCCGGCAGGGGGAGAUGUCCGGCCGGCUGAGGCACCUGAGGAGACGCCUGCAGGUGGUGCAGGCCAAGCAGGUGGAGCGACACCUCCAGCAGCAGCUCGACGGCCUAUUGGAGCACACCGUGGGAGGGGGCGGAGCCCGGGGGAGGGGCCAAGAGGACAGGGACGGGAUUGGACGGCUGUUGAAGCAGGGUUCCACGCCGUUGGAGUUGGAGCGUCUGUACGUGAGCGGGAGUGCAGUGCUGCGCGGCGUGGAGGCGGGGUUUGACUCGGACGCCACGGCGAGCAGCUCAGGGGGGGAGACAGACGCGGAGGAGGCCGGCAGGGCGGAGCAGGACCAGCGCCACGUGUCACUGUGGCGCCGUGCGGAGGGCCGCUAUGCCCUGGAGAGAGCCUCCAUCAUCAGCCACUGGAGCUGGCUGCAGGCCCACGUGUCCGACCUGGAGUACCGCAUCAGACAGCACACGGACAUCUACCGCCAGCUACGCCUUAGCAAGGGCUCCAUCUUGCUGGGGGACCCCACGCUCUCUGAGUCAUUGGCUGAGGAUGGGGAGGUGAAGGCGGAGCCUGCCGUUGUCCAGGUUACACAGGAGCGCGGCUUGGACGCAGGGACGGGCAGUUCCGGCUCCAUGGAAACAAGCCUGAGGAAAGGGUGUGUGUCCGGGAGGCAGGUCAACGGUGUCAUCAACAGCCUUCAUUCUUCCUCUGCUCAGCUGGAGGAUCAGCGAGGCCAGACACAGCUCCCCCUGCAGGAGCAGGGCAGUACUUCGGCCCGCACACGGCCUCUCCUCAGCUAUAAGAAACGACGCCUCCUCAGACCCUCCAGCCUCAACAACCUCCACCGCAAGGUGCAGAGUCAGGGUGUGUGUUGGUGUGUGUGUGAGCUCAACCCUCAGUGUGUGACCUGUGCUGGCCGCACCCCUUCCUCCCCCUCCUCUGGGCCGGAGGGCCUGUAUGAUCGCCCCCUGCUGGAGAGACUGGCUCAGUUGGACCCCAGCCUGCACCCUGUCCUCUCUCUCUCAGACGAUGUGGCCAUGGGUCUUCACCUACAGAGGAUGCUGAAGUCGGAGUGGAACAGCCGUCCUCUGAAUAAGAUGAAGCCCCUGAAGAAGCUGUCUCUGAAACACAGACUGUCCUCCUCCACCUCCAUCUCCUCCUUCUCCUCCACCUCCUCCUUCUCUAAGAACAGACACAAGACCAGCUCCCUGCUCUCCUCUGGCCGUGGCCCCCACUCCAGGGUCCGGUCAGACAAGCUGCACAGGCAGCAGCUGCACAGCCUCCAAGGCUCCUCGCUGCAGCCCCACUACCGGGGAGAACGCAGCCACGCCCAUAGCACGGACAAGCCCCACCCACGCAAGAGGCCACGCCCCGAGCUCUCUCUGGACAGGAUGGACUCUCUGUCUAAGCUGUAUAUGGACUCAGGCAGCCCGUACCCAUCACUGCCCGGCCUCCACACCUCCUCCCACGCACCCCCCCACACACUCGGCCCCCACCUGACCCACGCCGCCCCCCAGGCCUACAGUCCGCUGGCCCGGCAGCUUGCCUCCUCCUUCGAGGCCCCCGGCCCCUUCUCUCUCAGCUGCUCCCUGCAACAGCAGCCCACCCGCCGUCGCCGUGGCGAGAGCUCGUUUGACAUCAACAACAUCGUCAUCCCCAUGUCUGUGGCAGCAACCACACGGGUGGAGAAGCUGCAGUACAAGGAGAUCAUCACCCCCAGCUGGCGUGAGGUGGACGUGUGUUCCAGACUCCCUGCGGAGAGGCUGGAGGAGGUGGAGGUGGAGGAGGAGGAGGAGGGGGUGGAGGUGGAAGACCUGUCUGACCAGGUGUUCUCCAGGCUCCACCAGCCCUGUGAGGACCAGGAGAGGACCAGAUACCGCUGGGCUGCUGUCUCCUCCAGCACGGCCACCAACACCAGUACAGUGGCCAAGAGGAGGGGCAGCAGGUCCUACAAGUCGGUGGACGGCCGCACCACACCCCUGCUGUGCUGCACCACCCCCUCCACCCCACAGCCCUCCUCCCCUGACUCCUCCCACUUCCAGGCACUCCAGGACUAUGGCUCCUCCCCCUGCUCCCCGGCCAGCCCAGACAUGGCGUUCGCCCCCUACCCCCCCUACCCCCCCGGGGCCAGGGACCCCCAGCGGCUGGUAUCCAGCGACGACACGCGCUGCUCCACGCCCGACAACUCCUACGAGGACCAGGUGCUCCUACCGGUGUUGCCGUGGGAACGGCGUUCCUUCCCCCUGGACGGCGAGCCGGAGCAGGAGCCAGAGGAGGAGGCAGAGCGGCCCUACCGGAGCCUGCGUCGCCCCUCCACCUGCCGCACCCCUUCCCCGCUCCCCUCCCCACUCCCCCCGCCCGACCAAGCCAGCAAGCAGAAACCCUCCACAGGCCACGCCCACAGACACGCCCCUCGAUGAAGCCUGCCGUCCCUAACCCCCUCAGAGAGCAACCACCUCCUCCACCUCCACCACCUCCUCCACCUCCUCCACCACCUCCACCACCUCCUCCACCUCCACCACCUCCUCCACCGUGAAGGUCCACCGUGGGAGGAGAGAGGCCGGCUGCUGUUUAGACAGCUCUCCAGUUCUCCCCAGUCAUUAUGAGAGCCCAGAUCCAUCAGGAGAGGGACAGGGUGGAGAGAUGGAACCGGAACACCAACAGAUGGAAGGUGCAGAGACAAGAUCAGACCUCCUUCCUCCAUGAUGAGAUUAGACCGGCGUGGGCGCAGCUUGCUAUUGGUGGAAUUUCAGCUUGUUCCAGGGCUCCUCCCCCCCUCAUCAUGUGAUGUCUUUCAGACAACUCAGUAGCUAACAUGACCCUCUCUCCCACAGCCUCCUCCAACACCCCCACACCCCCCCCACACACACACACACACCCUCCUCCUCCAACACACCCCCACUCACACACCCUUUCCCAAGGCUUGACCUGGCAUCGCUGGUCACCCGGUCCUUCAGCUUCAGAUGUCUGUCUCUUCUGUCUCUCUCGUUUGUCCGUCUCCCUGCUCUCCAGCCAUAUUCCCUCAGUCUGUCUAUCUCCCUCCCUGCUCUCCAGCCAUACUCCCUCAGUCUGUCUGUCUCCCUCCCUGCUCUCCAGCCAUACUCCCUCAGUCUGUCUGUCUCUCUUCUGUCAGUCUGUCUCUCCUGUGUGUCAGUCUCUCUUUCACUCUCCUCUUUUAGUCUCCUACAGUCAUGGUUUCCCCCCCAGCCUUGCCCAACCAGCACAUUUCUCUCCUUCUCUACUCCUUACUUUUCUCCUCACCUCAUCCCACUUCCCUCUCUCCCCCUCCUCCCUACCUCCCUGCCCUCCUCCCUACCUUCCCUCUCUCCCCUCCUGCCCUCCUCCCUACUUCCCCUCUCUCCUCUGUCAGUGUGUUACUAUAGUGAGUCAUCUGGCACCAUGUUUUGUUGUGAGUUAUUUUCAUACUUUAGAGUUUCCACUGUGGUGAGGGUGGCUGGGUCUGCUAUAUCCCCUAGCAUGUAAUAGUUUGUACAAAAGAAUAUUAUAUUUUGUAAAUACUUUUGUUUUGAUUCUUAACUGUGUUUGGUGUUCAGGUUCUUAGCGACCCUGGCUGCAUAGAUACGAGACACAUACAGGAUAUUAAACACUUUUUUUUCCUUAAGCGAAAGCAGAUACAAACUGCUUUUUUUCUGGAUGGUUGUGGAGUUCGACAGACAUCGUUUGUGCUUCUCUGAAUAAAAGUGGAUUAUAUUGUA